GGAACACAGCACUAGGGAAGGAUGGGCGUCCUUUCCCCAAACUGUAGGCCUAGAGUUGUGUGCGCAGGUUCUCUUGUGUUCCCUUUCACUGUAGCAUGGAAGGGGACCCCAGGAAACUCAGCUAUUUGGGCAGAAGCUGGUCAUGGGGUAAGGCCCAUGUGCUUGCUCACAGCCCUCUCAGUUUGUGCGUUCACCCCCUCACACUUGUCCAGGCUGGUCAGCUGUUCUGUCUAGGUGCUGCUAAAGGGUCAUCUUCCAGAGUCCCCACGUCCCCACUCAGGAGAACUGGCGCUUGCCACCCUGUGCUCAGGCAGUACCUGUGGACAGCCCUGGAGGCAGGGAGAAAGCAUGAUGCAGGACCCAUAUGGAAGAAAGGGAGGUCCAAGAGAGUCUUCGGUUAGGGAGGUGGAGUCAUGGAUAUUGGAAGCUGUUGGAAACAGCAGCUUGCAUUCCCGAGAAAGGCGCCAGUUCAAUACCACCUAGAAGUGCUGAGCACAGGAACCCAACUUUUGGAAAGGCCAGUUUCCAGCACUCACCUGAGGUUUACUCUCUCUGAUCCUGUGACCACUUUUGACCAUGUUCCUUUCUGGAGUUUCUGAGUAGCUGCUUGAGAUGGACCAGAAGGCAGGAUAUGUAAGGCAUCCUCCAUCUUGUCUGGUGCCUGGCUCAGCCCAGCUUUGGGGAGUUCACUGCCUUCCAGGCCCCAUUUUCCCAGUGUGUAUAGUGAGAAUGAAGCCUCUGUCUCAUCUGAGCAUUGAGAGGGAGCAUCCUAUGUUGAAGCAUCGGCUGGCUGGUUUCACAAUCUCGAGUCUGUUCAGGUCUUCAGAUCUGAAGGUCCAGGCCUUUGAGUCUUCUUACUUCAAGGAGCCUUGCCCUUGCCUGCGUUCUAGAUACAGAAGGCCCUCCACUUGGAGCAGGGGUCAGGUGUAUGUCUGCUGUGACUGUCAUUUGUAAAGAGGGAAGUAAGAGUCCCUCAGAGAUCAAGACUCGCCUGACAGUCAAGAGCUGGGCCUUUCUGCACUGGCUGGAACUUGGCUGGCCUCAAACACAUAUAUCUGCCUGCUUCUGCCUCCUGAGUGUUAAGACUAAGGGUGUGCAUCUGUGUACCUGGCUCAAAUGUAUAUAUAUUUCUUUCAGGACAGAGUGACAGUAUGUAACUCUGGCUGUCCUGGAACUCACUGUGUAGAUCAGGCUGGACUGGGACUCAUCGAAGCCUACUUCUGCCUUCCCAAGGGCUGGUAUUAAAGGCUUGUCUCACUGCACCCGGAACCAUGAGUGAAGCCCGACGAGACAGUACUAGCAGUCUGCAACGCAAGAAACCCCCAUGGCUGAAGUUGGACAUCCCAGCUGCGGUGCCCCCAGCAGCAGAGGAGCACAGCUUCCUGCAGCCCCUGCGGCGACAGGCCUUCUUGCGGAGCGUGAGUAUGCCUGCUGAGACAGCCCGUGUCCCAUCACCCCACCAUGAGCCUCGGCGGCUGGUGCUGCAACGUCAGACCUCCAUCACUCAGACCAUCCGCAGGGGGACAGCAGACUGGUUUGGAGUGAGCAAGGACAGUGACAGCACCCAGAAGUGGCAGCGCAAGAGCAUCCGUCACUGCAGCCAGCGAUAUGGGAAGCUGAAGCCUCAGGUUAUCCGGGAACUGGACCUGCCCAGCCAGGACAAUGUGUCGCUGACCAGCACGGAGACACCGCCUCCACUCUAUGUGGGGCCAUGCCAGCUGGGCAUGCAGAAGAUCAUAGACCCUCUGGCCCGAGGCCGGGCCUUCCGCAUGGCUGAUGACACUGCCGAUGGCCUGAGUGUCCCCCACACUCCUGUCACGCCAGGUGCCGCCUCCCUCUGCUCCUUCUCCAGCUCCCGCUCAGGUUUCAACCGGCUCCCUCGGCGUCGCAAACGUGAAUCAGUGGCCAAGAUGAGCUUCCGGGCCGCUGCAGCACUGGUGAAGGGUCGGUCUAUUAGGGAUGGCACUUUACGGAGGGGACAGCGCCGAAGCUUUACUCCUGCCAGCUUCCUGGAGGAAGACAUGGUGGACUUCCCUGAUGAGUUGGAUACAUCUUUCUUUGCCCGGGAAGGUGUCCUCCAUGAGGAGCUGUCCACAUACCCAGAUGAGGUGUUUGAAUCCCCAUCAGAGGCAGCGCUCAAGGACUGGGAGAAAGCCCCGGAUCAGGCCGACCUUACGGGUGGGGCCCUGGACCGCAGUGAGCUUGAGCGAAGCCACUUGAUGUUGCCCUUGGAGCGAGGCUGGCGGAAGCAGAAGGAAGGCGGCCCGCUAGCCCCGCAGCCCAAGGUUCGGCUCCGCCAGGAGGUGGUCAGUGCAGCAGGACCCAGGAGGGGUCAGCGUAUUGCUGUGCCAGUGCGCAAGCUCUUCGCCCGGGAAAAGCGGCCAUACGGUCUGGGGAUGGUGGGACGGCUCACCAACCGCACGUACCGGAAACGCAUUGACAGCUAUGUCAAGCGGCAGAUCGAAGACAUGGAUGAUCACAGGCCCUUCUUCACUUACUGGCUCACCUUUGUGCACUCACUGGUCACCAUUCUGGCUGUGUGCAUCUAUGGCAUCGCGCCUGUGGGCUUCUCGCAGCAUGAGACGGUGGACUCGGUACUUCGGAAGCGGGGUGUCUAUGAGAAUGUCAAAUACGUCCAGCAGGAGAACUUCUGGAUUGGCCCCAGCUCGGAGGCCCUCAUUCACCUGGGCGCCAAGUUCUCACCCUGCAUGCGCCAGGACCCACAGGUGCACAGCUUCAUCCUUGCUGCCCGGGAGCGUGAAAAGCACUCAGCUUGCUGUGUACGCAAUGACCGGUCUGGCUGCGUGCAGACUUCGAAGGAGGAGUGCUCGUCUACACUGGCAGUGUGGGUGAAGUGGCCCGUUCAUCCUAGUGCCCCAGACCUUGCAGGCAACAAGAGGCAAUUUGGUUCUGUCUGCCACCAGGACCCCAGGGUGUGUGACGAGCCUUCCUCGGAGGAUCCCCACGAGUGGCCAGAAGAUAUCACCAAGUGGCCGAUCUGCACCAAAAACAGCGCAGGCAACCGUACUAACCACCCUCACAUGGACUGUGUCAUAACAGGCAGGCCCUGCUGCAUUGGCACCAAGGGCAGGUGUGAGAUCACCUCCCGGGAGUACUGUGACUUCAUGAGGGGCUACUUCCAUGAGGAGGCCACACUCUGCUCUCAGGUCCACUGCAUGGACGAUGUCUGUGGCCUCCUGCCUUUCCUCAAUCCCGAGGUGCCUGACCAGUUCUACCGCCUGUGGCUGUCCCUCUUCCUGCACGCUGGGAUCCUGCACUGUUUGGUGUCCGUCGGCUUCCAGAUGACGGUCCUAAGGGACCUGGAGAAGCUGGCAGGCUGGCACCGCAUAGCCAUCAUCUACCUGCUGAGUGGUAUCACUGGCAAUCUAGCCAGUGCCAUCUUUCUGCCAUACCGGGCAGAGGUAGGUCCAGCCGGCUCCCAGUUUGGUAUUCUGGCCUGCCUCUUCGUGGAGCUGUUCCAGAGCUGGCAGAUCCUGGCCCGACCCUGGCGUGCCUUCUUCAAGCUCCUGGCUGUGGUGCUCUUCCUCUUCGCCUUUGGGCUGCUGCCCUGGAUCGAUAACUUCGCCCACAUCUCCGGCUUUGUCAGCGGCCUCUUCCUUUCCUUUGCCUUCUUGCCUUACAUCAGCUUUGGCAAGUUCGACCUGUACCGCAAGCGCUGCCAGAUCAUCAUCUUCCAGGUUGUCUUCCUGGGCCUGCUGGCUGGCCUGGUGGUACUCUUCUACUUCUAUCCAGUGCGCUGUGAAUGGUGCGAGUUCCUCACCUGCAUCCCUUUCACAGACAAGUUCUGUGAGAAGUACGAGCUGGAUGCUCAGCUCCACUGAAACAGCUGUGGACAUGCCAGGCCGCCAUGGCCUCCCGGGGCCGAACAGACGGGUGCUUCCUGAACAGACCUCUCGUGCCUUGCUCACUCCGGCUGAACCCUUACACUGCUGGACAUUUAUUACAUGAGUUCCCAUGAUAACCUUCUAACUAGUCCCCCGACAACCACCUCAUGUGGUCAAUAAAUGGACUGGGAGCGUUUUAGCUGCCACUAACUUGACAA
Messenger RNA from Mastomys coucha (southern multimammate mouse), 4063 nucleotides. It is a transcript of the gene Rhbdf1, whose product is annotated as rhomboid 5 homolog 1. Gene Ontology annotation, molecular function: serine-type endopeptidase activity. The record is from RefSeq and is a predicted model, not a curated record. The transcript has 18 exons. Gene Ontology annotation, cellular component: endoplasmic reticulum membrane. Gene Ontology annotation, biological process: regulation of protein secretion; regulation of epidermal growth factor receptor signaling pathway. Lineage: Eukaryota; Metazoa; Chordata; Mammalia; Rodentia; Muridae. The coding region runs from base 1272 to 3842 and encodes 856 amino acids.